AUGAGUAGAUUCUCUAUUUUAUCAAAUGAUAUGGAUAAGGUACAUUCUGUCUUAGGAACAAGUCUCUGGUUAGGAAGUUUGAAAGCAGCCAAGAAUUCUUGUCUUUUAAGAUAAAAUAAUAUCAAGACUGUAAUCACAGUAGCCAAUAAUAUCACACUUAAAUUAGAGAAUUUUAAGCAUCAUGUAAACAAUAAUUUUAUUAUAGAUUUUUAGUAUUGAAGAUAGUGCUUCUUUUCGUAUAAUUGAUUAUUUCUAACAAAUAAAUGAAGUUAUAGAUGAAGGAUUAAGAAAUGGUUCAGUUUUGGUACAUUGUGUAGCAGGUGUUUCUAGAUCAAGUGCAUGUGUGAUAGCUUAUUUGAUGUAGUCUUAAAGAUGGUCAUAUGAAAAAACAUAUUACUAUGUAAAAGAAAAACGAUUAACAAUAAACCCUAAUCCAGGAUUCAAGAAAUAAUUAAUUCAAUAUAGCAAUAAAUUAGAAUAUUAUCAAAAGACUAAGAGUUCAAAUGAAUCAACUCAAUCUAGUAAAUAAUUACCUUCUCCUAGAAAUAUGUAUAUUAAUUAAAUUUUAUUAACAUUAGACAUAAAUCUCCAUAGGAUUUUAUCAUGUAAUUAUUGAAAAAUAACAUUAAAUCACCAAAUAGAAAGAUUGAAUAAUUAGAUUAAUCUUCAACUAUGGAGGAUAAAGAAAUAUAUAGAUUUUAAUUAGCAUAAAAAUUGUUUGCUAAGAGUCUUAAGAAUAAUAAUAAAAAACCUGUUUUCAAAUUUUCUGACCAAUUAUAAACUAAUUCACAAACUGCCAAGUAUAGUAUCUAUAAUACCAUUGAUUACUUUCCAUAAACUGAUAGACUUUUUUGA
Messenger RNA from Paramecium pentaurelia, 855 nucleotides. Lineage: Eukaryota; Ciliophora; Oligohymenophorea; Peniculida; Parameciidae. The record is from the annotation of a GenBank genome assembly.